AUUAGCUGUAGGUAUAUAUAACCCUGUCGACAAAUCAAAUAAAUUUAUAUAUUGUUUAAACAAUUAGUGUUGACAACUGUUUAAAUUAAAAAUAUUUAAAAAAAUGAGUGUAAUUUUAAAAAGUCCAUUGCGUCUUGUUGGCACAGCAAAAUAUGCUACAAAUAAUUUAACACAGUAUCUUCGAGCCCAGGAGCCUCCGAAUAAUAGUUUUAUUUUAUUGACAUCACAUUCACCAUCAGAUUAUCGAUCGGUAACAUUCCAUCAUACUCAAGCUAAGAUAAAAUCAAAGAAUUUUUGGGAAUGGAUGAGAGUUUCUGCAAAUAAAAUAUUUACUCCGAAAUUACCUUAUAAAAAUGAAACAUCAUCAACAAUACUUGGAAACUUCUUCGUAAAACAAAGUAGUGGUACAAUUGAAUUAAUCACCAAUAAUAAACGUCAAAAAAACUUUAUUUUUCCUGCCGUAUUUACAGCUAAAUAUAACGGAGAAUUGAUUGCAGUUGAAAGCGAUACAAUUGCUAGUGAAGAAAAAGGACCAAUAUCAUUUCGAGCUGGUGGAUUAAAUCUAUUACUUGAUGGUGAUAAAUUAAAAUUUAAAGUUAAAGAUAGUGAUGAAACUUUUAUCUUGAAUCACGCAGUUCACAUUACAGCUUUAAAAAAACCAACUCAAAUCCUAAAAGGUGGUGGUAUAAAAAUCUUACCAUCAGCACAUAUUGAUGAUGUGACAGCUUAUGAUGCCGAAUUAACAUUGAAAACACCAAAAAACGAAGAACAUCGUACUUAUAAAACUCAUUGUCAUCGAACACCUCCUGAACAAUGGGACGGUUUUGGUGUUUAUGGGCUAAUGCAUACAAUAGGAAACACAAAAAAAACUGCAGCUGAAUUAUAUGCUGCUGCUGCUGCUGCUGCUGAUUAUCCAGGCAGAGUAAAAUUACAAUUUCCAAUGGAUUUGUCACUUCAAGGAUUUAAACAUAUAAUAAAAGUCAAAGAAACAGGUGAAACUUUUAGAGUGUGUCAUACAGUUAAUAUUAAAGCUUUAAAAGAAUCUGACGAUAAAAUAAAAAACAAGGAAUCAAAAAAUCCGAAAAUUGAUGUAUUAAUUCAAAGCGGGGAUAUCAACUUGCACAGUUUAGAUGGUGCUUAUCGAGGAUUGCACCUGCGAUAUGAAGUAUCAAUUAAAUUAAAUGAUAAUGAAAUAUGUAUCACUCCAAUCACAAAACAGAAAUUUGAUGUAGAGAAACAUUUUAUAAACAUAUAA
Molecule: messenger RNA, 1255 nt
Organism: Aphidius gifuensis
Lineage: Eukaryota; Metazoa; Arthropoda; Insecta; Hymenoptera; Braconidae
Exons: 8
Coding region: 104-1255 (383 amino acids)
Source: RefSeq, a predicted model, not a curated record